GUCGUAUUUUCUGAAUUUGUGUUCGUGUAGCGGGAAAUCACCACAAGAAAGUGUUUAGAUCGGCUUUCUAUUGCUUCUUCAUCAACUGCUGUUUAAAAUGGCAAACCGAAGACCGCAGCAAGGCCGUCGCAUAGAUUACGGUCGCAACGACCGUAACAAGAACUUCGGACGCAGCGGUGUCUCCCCAUGGCAGGGCGCUGGACCUGGCGGAGGGAUGCCCAACCUCCUUCCCCUCGGAGGGGGCUCCACCGAAGCAACGCUUGCACUCGCAAGCAACAUCAUCAACUUGCUCCAGCCUCGGCAAAACCCUGUGCCGUCUCUUCUCGAUAUGCCCAUAAGAAGGGACUUCGGUCCUAAUAUGGGUCGGUAUGAUCGUGGUUAUGUGCCGAAUAGGAUGGGCAAUCAGGGUAAUUUCCGGCGUACGGGCAAUUACAAUCGCGCUGGUGAGCGUAUCAACACCAAUCGUAAACCAUUCAGGCCCAAUGAUGGGCAAAGGCAACAAAACAAGAGUUCCCCGAAAAAGGACGCCGAUUCUAAGGCUAAACCUAAAGAGAGCGAUCAAGAUGACAAGACAGAAGAGACCUCUGACCAGUGUUGUGCCAACACUGCCUCUGACGGAGAUAAGGUAGAAGAAACUAAGAAGGAGGGACCGAAGACUCGCUACGAUGACAUCAGUCCUCAACUGCUGAAGUGUCAUAUCUGCAACAAGAGCAUGUGGGACGGAAGGUCGUUCGAGAACCAUCUGAGCGGUCGCGCACACGCUAUCAUGAUGCAGAAGACAGCCGAGAGCUAUGCGCUGACUGCGGAUACUAUGCGGCAGGAGUUCAAGAUCCGUGAGAUGAAACGCACUCGCAAGACCGGUCAGCAGCCGGCUCGUGACUUCUACUGCGCCAUGUGCGAUAUGUACGCGGCCGACGGAGCCAUUCACCGGACCACCGUCGGGCACAGGAAACUCAAGAAGUACCUGCAUCCGACCUGCACGUCAUGCCAUAAGGAGAUGCCUACGAGGAUCGAGCUGGAUGAGCACAGGCUGACGUCUGAGCAUCUGAAGAACAUGCAGGAUAAGCAGGAGACGGUGUCCAAGCCUAAACCGGAGGUGAUGGUAAUCUCAACUCUGACGAUGGAGCAGUCGUACCUACGCGACGAUCGCCAACGCUGGCGCCGCGGGGACCCGCAUCACGACGAUAAGGACAAGAAGCAUGCCAACAAGGACCAGGAUAACCAGACCGAAGAUCAGAUCAAAACCGAACCGCAAGAGGGUGAGGAGCCCAAAGAGGGCGAGGAAGUUAAAGUGAAGACCGAGGAGCCGCUAGACUCGCCAGACACAGUGCUGGACUACAACGAGGGCGACGACUUGACUAACAUGACUGCUGACAUGUACCCGGCUUACAGUACGGAGCGCGGCGUAGGCGCUUCAUUCUUAGCCGAGUUCCGCUGCGUGCAGUGCCGGCUGUGCCGCAAGCUGCUGGACGGCGACGAGACGGCCGCCGUCCACCUUCGCACGUGGCGACACCACCAGCUGUUCCUGCGGCUGCUGCAGGAGAAGAAGGGCGACAAGCAGGCUGACGCUCUGUUCCUGCGGCUGCUGCAGGAGAAGAAGGGCGACAAGCAGGCUGACGCUGGGUCUGUAGGAUGGUGGACGCGUCGUUCCUGUAGAGACGCCGCCGUGCAUCUGCGCACGUGGCGCCACCACCAGCUGUUCCUGCGGCUGCUGCAGGAGAAGAAAGGCGACAAGGCGGCUGACGCGCAACCCGAAGCCGAAGCCGAGGCCGAGGCCGAGUCUACAGAAUCCAACGAGGCUUCAUCCAAGCGCUCGCUGCAGUCGUGCGAGGACGGCAACUGGAAGCGCCGCAAGACCGAGCCGGCGCAAGAGAACGGCCUGCAGGAGCCCGACGUCGCCAUGAAAGAGGAACCUGGCGACGUGGAAAUGCCGCCCGCUGAGGAGUUGGAAGACUGGGGCGCGGCCGGCGACGCCGACCACGACACGUGGGCUGACGACAAGCCGCAAGCCGACGAACCCACCGAGCCGGCUCCGGCUCCGGCGCCGGUGCCCGCGCCCGUCCCGGCCCCAGCUACCCCUAACGGCCGGGCCCGAGGCUCGCCCCGGGGCAGAGGCCGCGGCAGGGCCCGCGGGCGCGGUCGCUACUAG
Ostrinia nubilalis (European corn borer) is the source of this 2149-nucleotide messenger RNA. It is a transcript of the gene Pep, whose product is annotated as zinc finger protein on ecdysone puffs. Gene Ontology annotation, cellular component: nucleus. The transcript is spliced from 14 exons. Bases 98 to 2149 code for a protein of 683 amino acids. Lineage: Eukaryota; Metazoa; Arthropoda; Insecta; Lepidoptera; Crambidae. The record is from RefSeq and is a predicted model, not a curated record.